CAGGUCAUCUGAGGUCAAUGAGUUACAUGUUAACUUUGCAGCCAAGAGUCGGGUGACUCAGCGAGUUUGGUGGUCACAGACGAUUCCUGGACGGCCAGGAGGGUCAAACCACAUGUCUUGAUGUGAACACGAAUCUCACAAAGCGUUGAAACGUUCAACAAGUUUACUUUUGCAACCCGGAAGUGACUUCGAACUGUGUUUCGCGAUGGCGUCGACUGAAACAACAGAAGCUAACAGCCCGAGCUGGUCUAUGUGGCUGAUGUGUAAGAGCAUGAGGACGAAGUUUCCAUCGGUCCGUCAGAUGGCCACAGAAGAGCUGGAUCGUCUGCUGAAGGCACAACAAGCCUCGGACGGGAGCAACGAGGUUCUGCUCCUGGAUUCUCGGCCAGUAGAGGAAUACGAUAUCAGCCACAUCCCGGAUGCAGUCCGCGUGGACCAUAAUGGUGACCUCACGCCAGCUCUGGACAGAAUACGACAAGAGAACGACACGUCUCGUCCUCUGUCAGUCGUAGCCUACUGCUCCCUGGGAUACCGGUCAUCAGUGGUAGCAAAGAGGCUUGAGGAGGAACUGAAUAAACUCCCAUCAGGCAGUUCAAAUCGACCAAUCAGCAUCUACAACCUGGAGGGCAGCCUGUUCAAAUGGGCCAAUGAGGGAAGGGGAAUGGAGGACAGUGAAGGGAAGAAAACAACAUUGGCUCAUCCCUACAGCAGUGUGUGGGGAAAACUACUUAACAAACAACUCCACUGCUGGUCGAGAUGAUAUUCUGUUGUGUUUAUUCUACUGUAUUCUUAAAAUCAAGUACAACAUUGUAUAUUAGGAAGAAAAUUAGACUUUUGCAUUUUUACAGCUAGCCGUUACAUCUGAAAGUAGCAAAUGAUAUUUAUGGCCACAUUCACACUUGUGCAUAUGUUAAAGUCCGUAUGAGUUGUGCAUUGAUAUCAUUUUGGUUUAGGUAAAGUUUGAGGCCGAAGAAGUAUUUUUUACGGUGAGAUAUACUUAGGAAGUGAACAUAGGUAUGCUACCAUGCAUUUUUGUCUUACGGAAAAGCAUUUUCUUUCUAGGAAGCAGGUGGACACUAUUAUGGCAUGCCAAGUGUAUCUCCAUCAUGCAGAUUUUCCUUAUUCGUAUGACAUUUGAAAUAAAAGUAUUAUUGAAUAUCAAA
This is a messenger RNA of Branchiostoma floridae (Florida lancelet), 1163 nucleotides long. RefSeq lists its product as uncharacterized. The transcript has 3 exons. Lineage: Eukaryota; Metazoa; Chordata; Leptocardii; Amphioxiformes; Branchiostomatidae. Bases 206 to 760 code for a protein of 184 amino acids. The record is from RefSeq and is a predicted model, not a curated record.